GGAACCAACCUUGAUUUGGGCGGGAAUUUUGAACAAAAAUUUUACAUGGAGGGAAAAUUAAAGUAAAAAAAUCAAAAGAAACCCUAAUUCCCAGACGCACCCGCUUCAAAUAUUUUGUACUAUAUAUAGAUAACCCUCUCAUUUCAUCGUCUCCGUCCUGCGCCUUCUCUCUUGCACGAGACCUGCUCGACGAAAUUCCCCAGAGGCAAAAAGCAAAUUCAAGCACAGAAGAAGAAGAAAAUGUACGUGGUUAAGAGAGAUGGGCGGCAGGAGACCGUGCAUUUCGACAAGAUUACGGCACGCUUGAAGAAGCUCAGCUAUGGCCUUAGCACUGACCACUGCGACCCCGUGCUAGUGGCCCAGAAGGUAUGCGCUGGGGUCUACAAGGGCGUCACCACCAGCCAGCUUGAUGAAUUGGCCGCCGAGACUGCGGCUGCUAUGACCGCCAACCACCCUGACUACGCCUGCUUGGCCGCCAGAAUUGUUGUCUCAAAUCUACACAAGAACACUAUGAAAUCGUUUUCAGAGACGAUCAAAAUGAUGUACAACCAUGUGAGUGAGAGAUCUGGGCUGAAAGCCCCUCUGAUAGCUGACGAUGUUUAUGAAAUCAUCAUGAAGAAUGCGGCUUGUCUGGAUAGUGAGAUCAUUUAUGAUCGGGACUUUGACUAUGAUUACUUUGGCUUCAAGACUCUUGAGAGGUCUUACCUCUUAAAGGUUCAAGGCAAGGUUGUGGAAAGACCUCAACACAUGCUAAUGAGGGUUUCUGUUGGGAUUCACAAGGACGAUAUUGAUUCUGUUAUCAAGACAUAUCACCUGAUGUCUCAGCGGUGGUUCACUCAUGCUUCUCCCACCCUCUUCAAUUCUGGAACUCCAAGGCCUCAGUUGAGCAGCUGCUUCCUUGUUUGCAUGAAAGAUGAUAGCAUUGAAGGCAUUUAUGAUACCUUGAAAGAAUGUGCUGUUAUCAGCAAAUCGGCUGGAGGAAUUGGUGUCUCAGUUCAUAACAUCCGUGCCACAGGCAGUUAUAUUCGUGGAACAAAUGGAACCUCCAAUGGCAUUGUUCCAAUGUUGAGAGUUUUUAAUGAUACUGCCCGUUAUGUUGAUCAAGGAGGAGGCAAGAGGAAAGGUGCUUUUGCUGUGUACUUGGAGCCUUGGCAUGCUGAUAUAUUUGAAUUUCUUGAUUUAAGAAAAAAUCAUGGAAAGGAAGAACACCGAGCCCGUGAUCUUUUUUUUGCACUUUGGGUGCCUGAUCUCUUCAUGGAAAGAGUUCAAAAUGAUGGCAGUUGGUCAUUGUUUUGUCCUAAUGAGUCUCCAGGUUUGUCAGAUUGCUGGGGUGAAAAAUUUGAACGGCUGUACACCCGAUAUGAAAGAGAGGGGAAAGCCAAAAAGGUUGUACAGGCACAGCAACUUUGGUUUGAAAUUCUUAAAUCACAGAUAGAAACUGGAACACCCUAUAUGCUUUUUAAGGAUACUUGCAAUAGUAAGAGUAAUCAGCAAAAUCUGGGAACCAUAAAAUCCUCUAACUUGUGUACUGAGAUAAUUGAGUAUUCAAGUCCAACAGAAACUGCUGUAUGCAAUCUGGCAUCAAUUGCACUACCGCGAUACGUGAGGGAGAAGGGCGUCCCUGUGGAGUCACAUCCAUCUAAGCUUGUUGGUAGCAGAGGUUCCAAAAAUAGAUAUUUUGACUUUGAGAAACUAGCAGAGGUAACUGCAAUUGUCACUGCAAACCUCAACAAGAUAAUUGAUGUCAAUUACUAUCCUGUUGAUAGUGCAAAGACAUCAAAUUUGCGACAUAGACCAAUUGGAAUUGGGGUUCAAGGUCUUGCUGAUACCUUCAUUUUGCUUGGCAUGGCCUUUGAUUCACCUGAGGCUCAACAACUGAACAAGGACAUAUUUGAGACCAUAUAUUACCAUGCUCUCAAGGCGUCUUCCAAGUUAGCAGCAAAGGAAGGCCCUUAUGAAACAUAUAGUGGCAGUCCUGUGAGCAAGGGAAUUGUUCAGCCAGACAUGUGGGAUGUGACACCUUCAGAUCGGUGGGAUUGGGGUGCUCUUCGGCAGAUGAUAUCAAUGAAUGGAGUCAGAAAUUCUCUUCUUGUAGCCCCAAUGCCUACUGCUUCAACUAGCCAAAUUUUGGGGAACAAUGAGUGUUUUGAGCCUUAUACUUCGAAUAUAUACAGUCGCAGGGUUUUGAGCGGUGAGUUUGUUGUGGUGAAUAAACAUCUUCUUCAUGACUUAACUGAGAUGGGUCUUUGGUCUCCUGCAAUUAAGAAUAAUAUCAUCUAUGAGGAUGGCUCGGUUCAGAAAAUUCCCGAAAUCCCUGAUGAUCUGAAAGUCAUUUACAGAACUGUUUGGGAGAUCAAGCAAAGGACUUUGGUUGACAUGGCUGUUGAUAGGGGAUGUUACAUAGACCAGAGUCAAAGUCUUAAUAUACAUAUGGACCAACCCAACUUUGGGAAGCUUACUUCAUUGCACUUCUAUGCCUGGACAAAGGGUCUGAAAACAGGGAUGUAUUAUCUGCGGUCUCGUGCAGCAGCUGACGCCAUCAAGUUUACUGUUGAUACUACAAUUCUCAAAGAAAUGCCAGAGGUAGCAGAAGAUGAUGUUGGUACACAGAAGGCACAGAUGGUAUGCUCUCUGACAAACCGGGAGGACUGCAUGUCCUGCGGAAGUUAGUUAAAUGGAGUUUAUGAAUUUAACUUCGAAGUCUGAUAUUUAUGGAGUUUGAAGAGACGACGGAUUAUCGUAGUUUGAGUAUCAAGUCUAAAUGAAGUGAAGAUGCGUGUGUAUAGUUGUAAUACUGCUCCGCAACUUGUUAAAAUGUCUCAUGUAGUCUGUAAAAUUGGACCUUUGAUUCGCAUUAAUGAUUAUUAGCCAUUUUCGUUAUUA
Messenger RNA from Pyrus x bretschneideri (Chinese white pear), 2883 nucleotides. RefSeq names its product ribonucleoside-diphosphate reductase large subunit. NCBI's taxonomy places the organism in Eukaryota, Viridiplantae, Streptophyta, Magnoliopsida, Rosales, Rosaceae. The record is from RefSeq and is a predicted model, not a curated record. Gene Ontology annotation, biological process: DNA replication; deoxyribonucleotide biosynthetic process. Gene Ontology annotation, molecular function: ATP binding; ribonucleoside-diphosphate reductase activity, thioredoxin disulfide as acceptor. Bases 241 to 2670 code for a protein of 809 amino acids. The transcript is spliced from 17 exons. Gene Ontology annotation, cellular component: ribonucleoside-diphosphate reductase complex.